Molecule: messenger RNA, 1517 nt
Organism: Daldinia vernicosa
Lineage: Eukaryota; Fungi; Ascomycota; Sordariomycetes; Xylariales; Hypoxylaceae
Product: 3-carboxy-cis,cis-mucoante lactonizing enzyme
Exons: 2
Coding region: 195-1370 (391 amino acids)
Molecular function (GO): protein binding; 6-phosphogluconolactonase activity
Source: RefSeq, a predicted model, not a curated record
GCGGCCUUUGGAUGUACCCCUUAGGUUCUAGCGUUCUCGCCUCGCGAUACGACUUCCGUCACCUCAAAGGCGAACAACAUUCGCUUCAUCUUCAAAAACUAAUAAUUUUAACCUCUGGUCCGCUUCUUUCACUUUCGUUGAAAUUUCUCUAGCUUGGCGCCCUCCUCUCGCUACAUUGUAAGACAUAAUUCACCAUGGCAUUCCUCAAGGCGUUAGUUCUAGGAACAUUGGGCUUAGCACCAGAAGUGCUGGGAGCUAACCUACUCGCAUCGCACUAUACUGGCAAGAUCUUCUCGCUCGAGUUCACUGGAAGUGGCGGCAAUGGUACCUUAGUCAAUAAGUCAUCCGUGUCAGGAUGUGGAACAUUGCCUGCUUGGCUACACGUGGGCUCGGGAAUAGUAUAUUGCGUCGAUGAGGACUGGAAUGGAAGUGGUAUACUUGCCUCUUACUCUGUAGAGUCAGACGGUAGCUUGAAGCAGACUGGACAAACCGUAACCUCAGGCGCCAGCGUCCAUGGCACGCCAUAUGGUGGUAAGGAUGGCAACGGCUUCAUUGCCACAGUCGAAUAUGACCCAUCAACGUUGACGAGGUACAAGCUCCCCCUCUCUGAGGUUUCAACCGUCCUGGCGCAGUCGAAGUUUAACAUGUCCGAGCCUGGACCCAACUCGCGACAGAAUGCUCCCCACCCACACGCUGCCCAGCUUGACCCAACCGGAAAAUACCUUAUCGUGCCGGACUUGGGCGCGGACUUAAUCCGCAUCUUUAGCAUUGACGCUGAGACGGGUGACCUUACAGCGUGCGAGCCGGGCGUCGCCGGCGCAGGCGAUGGGCCACGCCACGGCGCCUGGUGGGCGCCUACCGCCGGUUCCACGGACGGUCAGAGGCUAUACACGGUGAAUGAGCUGGGUAACUCGGUAUCUGCCUGGACUGUGUCCUACCCUGACGGGGGGUGUCUAUCUCUAGAGAAGACCCAAACGCUGGCCACGUACGCCGAAGGUAGCGCCGCCCCUAACGGUUCCAAGGCUGCCGAAGUCCAGGUCUCGGGUAACUUUCUCUACGCAGCCAACCGAGCCGACGAGACGUUCGGUCCCCAAAACGACUCCCUAGUUACAUACAGCAUUGACCCUAGCUCUGGGGACAUCAAGUUCGUCGAGGCUACCCCCGCGCACGCCUGGUUCCCUCGCACAUUCUCGAUCAACAAGGCCGGUAACUUCGUCGCCGUCGGUGGACAGACGAGCAGCAACGUAGCUAUCAUCUCACGUAACCCCGAGACAGGCAAGCUAGGUGACCUCGUAGCCACCUUACCGAUUGCGACACCUGGCACUCCCCAGCAAGAAGAUGGACUGAGCGUUGUCGUGUGGGUUGAAUAGAUCGAUAACAAAAGGGGAAAGGGACUCCGAAUGCUUAGAUAAAAUGAUGUUUUAGGCUCAAGGGCUACUCGGUAGUUUAACUCUAAGCAUAUAAGACUUCAUCAGCAUCGUGUUUCCCCGUAUUGUAUAGUUGUAGAUACAGAAAAG